Molecule: messenger RNA, 3717 nt
Organism: Somion occarium
Lineage: Eukaryota; Fungi; Basidiomycota; Agaricomycetes; Polyporales; Cerrenaceae
Source: the annotation of a GenBank genome assembly
UACACACCUAUCAUCAUGAUGUGCCGCUCGCUCAUCCCUCUCUGGGUAUCAUACUCCUUGUCCGCAUUUCCAGAGAGCGGUCUCUGCCAUACGGGUUUCUUAUUUUCAUCUUGGCACAGCGACUCGACAAGCGCGGGGCUGGAGGCAUCCUUGAAAGCAUCACGGUCUUUCGGCUCAGAUGUUGAUGUCCAUGAGGUGCUGCGUGAAAGGACUGGCGGCGACGCCAUGGGCGACAAACAGCUUUACAGCUGUCAAUGCGUCGAGAGCCGUACGCGUUGAUGAGAGAAAAGACAGAACCCGCGCCUCCACUCAAUGUGUGCCCAUGCGCCCUCCAUAAGUGAUCAGAUUCGGAACCCUAACCUUAGCGAAGCCCGCUUUACCCCACAAAGCAAAUGGGCGGCACUGUGCAGACUUUCUUCAUCCCCGCAUACUUCAUUUCGGAAACGACCAUGUUCCCAUUGGCGGACGCCUUUUCUUCAGCAUAUAUCCUCUAGCGGGGACAGCCAGCUCUCGAUUACCCACCAAUACUAAUCACUUGUAUAUAAGCGCACCGUUUCGAACCUUUUGGAAAACAUCGAGUAAGUCAUGUCGAGCUUCACCGAUGACCGUAUCGUACCGUCAGAAAUUCACUAACUAUAUGCGCCCGGUGUCCUUGGUAUCGCAGAUAGCUCGCAGCAAACUCUCUCAGCCUGGGCUCAGCCUUAGCCAAGCACCUCUUCCGACUAGUUUCCGAUCGCAUUGCCCUUUCCAACACUAGUGAUAGCAAACCCCAGACUACCCCACACAAGAGACAAGGAAUGAAAGAGGAAAAGAAGCGAGGCAAGUCCGAGGGCGGGCGUGGAACUUAUGUCAGACAAGCAUGCAAUCAUUGUCGCAGACGAAAGAGCAAGUGCGAUGGUCAGGAACCUGUCUGUGGCCCAUGCCGUGAUUCUGGGCGCGAGGCAGAGUGUACAUGGGGCAAGGAGACCGCAAAGAAGGCUCGCACGCAGCAGCAUUUCGAGUCUUUGAUGAACCACAUCAAGGGCUUAGAGCGAAGAGUCCAUGAAUUGGAGGGCGAGCUCCAACAUUAUCGUGACCCCUCUGCCCAACCGGAGGCGGGGCCUUCCGGCUUGACAUCCUCAUUAAGCGACAAAGCCAGUCCUCACGCAAAGUCUGAAUCCGACGAUGCGGAUGGCCAACUUGAUGAUCCUUCCUCGAGUUCCAACGAAGGCUCAGAUAUUGACAAGCUCAUAGCGCCUACUAGAAAUUUGGUGCUUGGAGAGCGCGAUCUUGAGUUGUAUGGUCCGACAUCAGCAUUCAGAUUAGCACCAGACCGACCUAGCGAAUGCUCAUGUCCCCGGGAAGAUUGUGUACACAAAUUGGAACAGUCCCCAGUGCCAGUAUCUCCAUACAUCGAUUGGACUCGACAUUUGCCUCCUGAAUGUCCACUCAUUCGCGACGAACAUGAUCGGCUACUUGACCUGUUCUUCAAGUUCUUUUCCUCCUGGUGUAUGCGGCUUAUCCCGGAAUACUUCCUUCGCGACAUGCGCCGAGCUCUCUCCCUUCCCGCCUCCCAACCAGCACUCCGCACAGCACAUUACUCACCCAUGUUGCACAACAGCAUCCUCGCAUUAGCAACAGCCUUCUCAGAUGACCCAAUGAAACGUGCGGUGUCAUUCCGAGCACAUUUUGCGCGUAAAGCGAAGAGUUACAUUGACCAUGAUUGUGAGAAACCGAGUAUAGCUUGUGUUUCAAGUUUGAGUUUGCUCGGGAGUUAUCAUGCGACCAAUGGAGAGCAGGGGUUAGGGUAUUUCUAUUUUGGCAUGAGCGGACGUAUGGCACAAGCAUUGGGGCUCGGCGUUGACCCUUCGCCGUGGGUCAAGUCAGGUCGUAUCAAACAAAGUGAUGCCAUCGAUCGCCACUGGGCAUACUGGGAAACUGUCACUCAGGAUGUAUGCUGGUCUCUGUAUGUCGGCCGAGACCGCUGCUUCAUCCACCAAAAAGGCGAAAACUCACGUUCUAUCCCGGUUCCCCUUGUUGGAUCCGAUAUUGAUCGAGCGCCAUGGCAUUGCGAACCUGCAAAAUUCCCAUUGCAGACGAGCAACGUUGCUAGUGUGUUUGCUGCAACUUGUGAACUGAUGCAUGUUGCGGAACGGGUACUGGCUUUUGUGAAUGGUCUGGGUAAUGUCCAACAGAGUCGCAUGCAGAUCGUCAGUGAACUGGACAUUGAGCUAAAUGCUUGGAAGGACAGUCUACCUCCGGAGAUCGACCUCACUGCGUCAACAAGACCAGUCGCACUACCUCACCGCCUGACACUACAUCUAGCAUAUUGGUGGAUGCUCAUUCUCCUUCAUCGACCAUUCUACAGACGGACCAAGUCCGAUAGCUCAGGAAUCGACAUCGAUCAUGUCAAAUUGGCGAAUCGAGCCGCGGAGAAUAUCAUGAUGAUAGCAACAAGCUGGCACAACAACUUCUCCUUACGUUUUUGCCCGCUUACCAUUGUCCAAAUCGUCUUCUCCGCCGGUACUGUCUUCGUCCUCAGUGCAAUUCAAGCUAUCUCAGGUCCUCGCCUCGGUCGCGUCACACUUCUUGCUUCCCUCCGUCAAAUCAAGCAAUGCAUGGAGUAUCUGGAUGAGAUUGGCGAAUCGUGGAUAUGUGCACAUACUAUCAAGAGUAUUCUUAUCAACCUUCUGGACAUACAACUCAAGCCUCGGUUGCAACUUCGCUCGGGAGAGACCGGAUUUAAGUCGCCUAUCGUCUCGCCGAGUACACCACAGGAGCAGUCACAGGAGCAUGACCAGCCUCGUCGUAUGCCCACUAUUCAUCCAAUCCUUCCCAACCACAGUCCUGGUUCUAACAAGGGUAGUCCGCCACCACCUCCACCCCCUUCCGCCGGCUCCACUAGCAAUAUGUACACAGCUUCGGUACAUGCUGGGGAGUGGCCGAUGAACAUGAUGGAUGCUGUUCGUGAUGCUAUGUCCACUAUGUCCAAUCCACCUCCAUCCAACUCAAUGAAUGCAACUCCUCCCUUGCAGCCGCCAACAAACCAACCCUACAACAAUUCUCAUAAUCAGCCUUUCUCGCAUAUGAACCAGAACCACCAAAACAGCAGCUUCAUCAACCCAGAUAAUGAUACUCUUAUGAACCUCAACAUGGGCUCUUCGAACAACAACAACAUGCGCGUCGACUCUCGAGGGCUAGGCAUGGAUCUUGGUAUCUCGCCGUUUUACGGUUCGUUCCAAAACCAAGGUGUACCCGUGUCGUACAUGCCUCUCGACUCACCGUUCCCUCCUAUGGAUCUCGACUCUCUUCCGUUCGUUGGGGGUACGAUGCCUAUGAUAGCUGGUCAAGAACCCACUUCUUCGGCUGCAGUUGACUUCAGUGAAGAGGAGUUGGCGAUUAUGGAGCAGUUGUAUCGACAACAGCAGAUGCAGCAGGCGAAUAAUAAUAUGAUGUUUGGAAGGUCGUAGAAGCUGUCGGGGAGAGAUUACAUGGUGGUAUAAUGGUUCUAAUGUGUCUGUCUGUGCAAUACUUGGAGGUCAUUUGUUUUUGUAUUUUACUUGUAAUUCCGUACUUUUGGGCUCUGAUGCUGUCGUUGCUUUCAAUCUAAUACUCUUAACUUGUCAAAAUAGACCCAUCUUGGGAGCUUGUAGUCACCUAUAGACAGUAUAGACGGUAUAGACGAAGGUUCAAAUUUCCUUAGUCAACAUAACUCUGUCUGACCUUGAUUUGACCAAG